Batrachochytrium dendrobatidis JAM81 is the source of this 267-nucleotide messenger RNA. RefSeq lists its product as uncharacterized. NCBI's taxonomy places the organism in Eukaryota, Fungi, Chytridiomycota, Chytridiomycetes, Rhizophydiales. The record is from RefSeq and is a predicted model, not a curated record. The transcript has 2 exons. Gene Ontology annotation, cellular component: mitochondrial matrix. Bases 1 to 267 code for a protein of 88 amino acids.
AUGGUUGCACCUUUAAAACCCGAGUAUACUCCUGGAGAACGCAUGAUUCAUGAGAAACUCGCUAACCAGUUACAGGCUACUCGACUCAAUGUAAAAGACAUUUCAGGUGGAUGUGGUUCAAUGUAUGCUGUCGAGGUAGCCAGCCCAAUGUUUUAUGGCAUUUCAUUGGUAAAACAACAUCGUAUUGUAACAGAUCUUUUGCGUGAUGACAUUAAAGCUAUGCAUGGCAUUCAGAUCAACACUUCGGCAUCACAAACAGAUGAAUAA